Oldenlandia corymbosa var. corymbosa is the source of this 1251-nucleotide messenger RNA. The record is from the annotation of a GenBank genome assembly. NCBI's taxonomy places the organism in Eukaryota, Viridiplantae, Streptophyta, Magnoliopsida, Gentianales, Rubiaceae.
AUGAUGCCCAGUUAUGAGUUCAAAACUGGAGGCCCGCUCAAACAAGAACUAACUUCUCACACAGGCCCAACUUGUCUAGCGGAUUUUCACAGCCAACAUUAUGCCGGUAUAAAAGGACUACAAUUUGAAACAGGAGAGGCAUGGAAGAAGGUUUUUGGACCAGUUUUAAGUUAUUUGAACAGGGAACUAGACAACGUUGAACCAUACUUACUUUGGGAGGAUGCAAAAGAACAGGCAUUAAGAGAAAUCCAGAAGUGGCCUUAUAACUUUCCGUUGUCCCCCGAUUUUCCUCGUGCUGAUAAAAGGGCAACGAUUAGAGGUCGUCUUCUGGUUAGUGACAGGUUCUUGAAAAUAGAGAAUUUCCCAGCCAAAUCUGCAUAUGUGGGAUUAGCUCGGCCAGGACUUCCCGGAUCAUGGCAAUCGGAUGCUAAGGGAUAUCAAUUUUGGACUCGAGUUGAUAAUGAAGGCAAUUUCACAAUAAGAAAUAUUCGAGCAGGCAAUUACAACUUGUAUGCUUGGGUACCCGGUGUCUUUGGCGAUUACAAGUACGAGUUAAAUAUUGACCUCCUGCCAGGAGAUAUCUCUGAUCUUGGAGACCUUUCAUUUAGGCCACCAAGAAAUGGCCCAACAAUUUGGGAAAUUGGCAUUCCGGAUAGAACCGCGGCUGAGUUUUACGUUCCUGAUGCAGCUUUAGGAUUGGCUAAUUCUUUAUACGUUAAUCACACGGAAAAAUAUAGACAAUAUGGUUUGUGGGAACGCUACACGGAUUUAUAUCCUCUUCAAGACCUAAUUUACAGAGUUGGCCAUAGCAAUUAUCAAAAUGAUUGGUUCUUCGCUCAUGUCAACAGAAGGGUUGCAAGAAAUAAGUAUGUCGCCACAAGUUGGCAAAUAUCAUUUGAUAUGGAUGAGGUUCUUUCUUCAGCCAACUACACACUUCGAUUGGCGUUAGCUUCUGCUACCAUGGCCGAAGUUCAGGUUCGGGUGAAUGACGAAUCAAGCGUUGUUCCUGAUUUUACAACGGGGCUUAUUGGGAGCGACAGUGCAAUUGCAAGACAUGGAAUUCAUGGUUUUUAUUGGGCAUUCAGUAUUGAUAUACCAGGCAACAGGCUUUUGCUGGGAAACAAUACAAUUUUUCUCAAGCAGGCAAAGGGCGGUUGUAUUUUGAGUGGGGUGAUGUAUGAUUACAUCCGUCUUGAAGGACCGAAGGAGCAAAUAAAUAGUUCAACAUUUACCAAAUCUUACAUCCAUUAG